Echinococcus granulosus is the source of this 1887-nucleotide messenger RNA. RefSeq lists its product as hypothetical. The record is from RefSeq and is a predicted model, not a curated record. The coding region runs from base 1 to 1887 and encodes 628 amino acids. The transcript has 7 exons. Lineage: Eukaryota; Metazoa; Platyhelminthes; Cestoda; Cyclophyllidea; Taeniidae.
AUGGCUGCGGCUGGGACUGUAGAAGCCAUGAAGAGGCUAUUUGAAAACGGUGGAAAUUCAGAAUCAGGAUCUUUUAUAAAUGGUCAUGAUAACCUUCACAAUGGAACAUCUCGUGGCUCUAAUAGCCACAGUAAUCUUGCGAAAAGUGUUAAUAUUCAAAACGGCCAUGCAAACAGCGUUUUGUCUUGUAGUACCUCAAGCGAACGAUUGUACGUAGAUAUGGCUUCAACGGAACAAUCCAGGAACAAACUCACCCCUCCAAAAGUCAAACCUAAACCCCAUGUGUAUCGUAAGACAGCUCCCACUGUUCAACCGGAAUCAUCAGACAAGUUCAAGAUUCUUAAUAAUAAUGAAAAAAUAAAAAGUGGCUCCGCAGUAGGAUCUUCUAUGCUUGGAUACAAGGCUGCUAAUGGAACGAAGGAAAAUAAUGUUCCUCCCUCGAGAUUGCCUAUUUCUUCCAAUGAACCUGGCUCUAAACACUCAGCAGUGUCGGGGAAUGAUGUUGGCAUUAAGACAAAUAAAGAAAGAAAUGAAAGUGAUGCACUCUCGUCUGUGUCCAUUUCUUCACGAAAUCCCUCUAAGAAGCCCCCACCGAUUCCUAAAAAACCGAAGUCUAUACUAAGUGGUUACAGCAAUGAUGGCUUACGUACGCACUACAAAUACGAUGAGGCGCUGAAGGAACAAUUCGGCCUUAAGGUGGAUCAAUCCUCCUACGAUCUUACUGGGCGCUGGGUGGCAUACCAGGCCGAGAGGCAGCAAGAGACUGUCUUGAAUAAACUAAAAAAAAGGGGAACUGAAACCGUCGGUAAGACUUUGCUAAACGGAGAACCACUAAACCUUUCACGAACAUCAUCGAUAACUAGCAGCACAGGACGGUCAUAUUCUAACUUUACUAAUUCCAGCAUUCGAUCUAUCCUGAAAAAGGGUCGUCCUUCAUUAGGAGUUGAGAAUAAAAAGAGGCUCACAUUUAAGGAUGAUAAUGAAUUGAUCACUAAAUACAACUAUCCCUCAGAAGAAAGUUAUGAUGAUGUGGACAGCCUAGACCGAUAUCGAUCCGCAUUGGAUUCGGACUCUGACUCCUCGUCGACUUUUGACGAACCAGAGGACUAUAACUUUGACAACGUUAAUACAGUAAACAAUCCUCGAUCAUCAGGUGAUAGAAUAAACGAAAACAGGAUCUUAUUUGCUGGGUCCACCGCAUCCUCCAGCACCCUUAAAGGCUUGACAGCGCAUCAGCAGAAGCAUUCCAGUCACUCCUCCCGGAACAACUAUAGCAGCAGCAAGAACAACAGCGAUGCUGGCGGCGCCAUUGGCAACAACAACAGCGGCAAAAAAAUAACCGAGAGGAACAGCUCUGCUAAAUGCUCCGAAGCAUUCACAUUCAAUCCACUUAUAGUGAAACCCUCCAAAGGUGGCAGUUUUGCACACUCGAUCCAUAUCAUAGCCCUCCUUAAGUCUCUUUCUCCAACACAUGACUCACAUCCCCUCGAGAACAGCCCAAAGAACCUCUCACUCCACAUGACUAUCAAGCGGCUUUCAAACGGUUCUCUGACGGACCCCUAUACCACUACUAGUAUCAAGCGGUCCUGUAAUGAAUUGGGCCCUAGUGAAACGGCCGCAGCCACCACCAUGUCGAUUCCGCGCGAUUUGUGGACUAGUAAAUGGUCGGGAGCGAGCACCACCCCUUCAAGUCUGCACGCAUUGGUGCUCACCGCCCUCCACUAUCUUAAUGAGAAGGCUGAAAAAUGGGUACAGCUCUUGUAUAACCUCGAAACCCAUCCAAAGUUCCCUCAAUUGUUAGUCUUCCUUCUUGCGGAACGCGAGAUCCUAGUAGCUGCCCAAAGUGGACACGACUUCAAUAACCCUUCCGCUUUGAGACGUUGGUAA